GGCACUUAAUGGUGUUCUCGUUGGCUAACUAGUAAACAAAUGCAGCAGGUUUAUACUUUUAUAUAUUAUAUUUAGAUAUCAGAGAUAUGAGGGAAUGAGCCAGUUUACUGUUCGUUUAGUUGCGUUUUUCUAUUGAAGAAAUUGCGAAGCUCUUUGUGUGUCGACUGCUUAGUAUAUGUAAAGGCUGGUUAGUUGCCCGCCAUGUGCACUUAAAUGUUCGCCUCGUAACGUACGAGUGUAGUUUUUGUUACUACGACUCCUUCCGAUGCUUUAAAACAGUGCCACGUUUUUGUGACAAGAACCGCAUCUCUGCCGCUGUUCUUUAGCAAAAAUACCGAGCUGGUUAUUAAUAUAGGCCUAGCUAUCGUUAGCUAACCGUAAUGUGGUUCAGAACAACAAGCGACGAAGGGAAAAUAAUUCCUGACCAGUGAGCCAGCAUCGCCGGGGGCACAUGGUGAUUGUUCUAAUGAAAGGACCAGCGCAGCAUCACACAAGUCUUUCAUAUCAAGACCUGUAAGCUGCUGCCAGCCACCUUUAAAGAUGUCUGACAGUCUGACAAAAGAAUUCAGGGACCAGCUGACGACAACCAUGGACUCAGUCCUGAAGAAGGCUGUGUUUGAAAUAAUGAAGAUCUUUCAGGACAGCCUACAUGACCAUCAAAUGGAGCUGGCACAGAAAGAAGAAGAAAUUGCUCAACUUCAAAUAAAGUUACUGAAAACAGACAUCGAGCUGAUGGACAGUGAGUGUGGAGGUGACGGAGGAGUGGAGAUGAGUAAAACUCAGAUGACUGAAUCAGCAAGAGAACCUGAAGAUAUUCUGAAUGUCUCUACUGGUGUUGCUGAGAUUGAGUGUGAAGUACCUGAUGACUGGUGUGCUCCCCUGGGCUGCGAGGUUGUGACCAAACAAGACGAAGGCGUGUGUCCCAGCGUAAGGCUGCGCUCGCUGUACAUUCCUUUGUUGCAGAUACCAGUCAAGCAGGAGGUGGUUAACCGUCACAUUGAGUCUCACCAGCAGACAGAGGGCAUCAGUAGAUCCAGGAGAGGUUCCUCCUUCAAGGAGAGGGACAAACACACUAAGGAUGGAAGUUCACCAAUGUGUGACCAAAGAACUCGACGCCCACCGGUGAGAAACAACAUGAAAAAAUUGGUCCGAAACAUCGAACAUGAAUAUCUAACAGGCAGAGCUGCAAGUCUGAUAGCAGCAGAAGAAGAAAAUACACCAAAGACAAAAAUAGAGAAAAGAAAAAUCACAGCAAAAUCCACAGAACAAGAGAGAAAGGAAAAAAACUGUGAAAAAAGGUACUCCUGCAAGUUUUGUAAGAAGGUAUUUGACACACAGUUUGGCCGAAGCGUGCAUGUACGAUCACACAAGAAGUGCCGAGGUUGCAAAAAAGAGUUCCCUUUUCCAAGUGUUCUUAGGCGCCAUAAACCAUAUUGUGGAAAACUCCAGAAAUUGCUGUCAAAAGAAGCAGAGUCCACUGACCCCCCAAAAUCUCAGUCCUGUGUCGAAGAAAAACCAGCUACAUUAAGAAAGAAACAGGUGAUCAUUAAGAAGGAAAGCGCACCUUCCUCUAGCACCCACAAUGAAUCAUCUUGCCAAAAAGAUGAAACCACCAAAAAGCACUGCUGUGUACAUUGCAACAAGAAGUUUAAUUCACGUCGCAGGAUGAAAGAGCACAUGGGUGUUCAUAGUGGUGAAAAGCCUUUUCCUUGCAGCAUGUGCCCAAAGAAAUUCCGCAUUAACCGGUUGCUCAAAUCGCACAUAAUGAGAAUGCACCAAGACCAAAUGAAUUCCAGUGAGACAAAUGGAGGCCUUGCAUGGACCAUGCCUUCAGAGGUGAUCGAAUCCAGCAAAGACACAAGUCAAGCAGUCCACCAAGACAAAGUUCAGAGGGAACCCAAUCCAGACGGAAAGGCGGGUCCAAGAUGGCAAACAAUGGGCACACGGUGCUCUAAAGGUUUCUUGUGCAUAUUGUGUCAGAAGCUCAUGAGGAGCAAGUACAUGUUGGUCAAACACUUUCGCACCCACACAGCAGAGAGGCUUGUCAAAUGUGAGCAUUGUCCUGCAAAGCUUCGCUCUCGUGAACAGCAUGAAAGAAAGUGCCCUAAUUCUAUGAUCCAGUGUCAGGUGUGUGAGAAGAAAUUCGCCUCGCAAGCCAAGUGUGAUAGGCACAUGUCCAAUUAUCACAGGGACUGGACUCAUUUCUGCAAGGUUUGUGGAAAAGGCUUCUUCACCAAAGGACGCCUUAGGAACCAUAUGGAGCGCCACAAGUAAGCCAGUAUACAGUUAGCAUCACCCGUCAAUGGACAUUGACAUGCCAGAUGUUGUCAUUUAUGCAGGUACUUACUGAUAGUGGUUUAUUAACAUUUUUUGGUUGGUAAAGAUGAGCUGUGUUUUUUUUUUGUUUUUUUUUGUAAUUUGUAUUGUAUAAAUAACAUUUGUACUCCCCAUCUCUCUCAAAUAUUACAGUGCUGCUGUAAAACCAGCAAUAAGAAAAUCUGGUGACAUGAAAGGUUUCUGCAAAUACUAAGUCAGCAAGACAUCAUUUUGAUACAUGCAUGCAACAUGUAUACUUUAUUGAAAAUAUUUGUCAAAAUGCAUGUAUCACUUUGGAAAGGGAGAACCACACCGUAAACCCUUUUAACACUGACUUUGCUAGUUUAACAUCACAUUUAUUGUGUACUUUCAGUUUAAAAGAAUCUAAGAGCCCAAGGACAAAACAUCUUUCUUUGUCUGUGUACCGAGGGGUCCAGUCCACCACAAAGUGCUCUUCUUCUAUAGUUAUCAUUAUUUGUUUUAACAUUUGAGACAAACAUUCUUUAAUAUUGUGAAUAUGUUCACUACUAAUGUGGAAAACAAUUUGUAAAGGGUUGGGCAAUAGAUCAAACCUAUCACAGUACAUGUAGUUUAUACCAUGAUUGUAACACAUAUUGUGAUAUUGGAAAUUCUGUCAGGAAAUCCAAGAAACCUCUUCCUGAAAAACAUGAUAGAAAUGUGUGUUUUUGGCUAAUUCAAGACAUUCAUUACAUUAAUGCAAAAGUUUUGUAUUCCAGUAUUGCCUUAAAGCAGACCUGCUGUUUUACUAUAAUAUUGGCUGCAGUGGUCUAAUAUAUAGCUACCUCUGUAGAAGCUGUAUAACACAGUGUCUAUGUGUGAAAAAUCUGUCAUCUUGUAGUAUAUGUUAUCUCAUCAAAGCCCACAACUCUAUGUUGUGAAAGUAAAUGUUGAGUUAUCUGUACAUAUUUAUCUUCUGUUUGCCUCAAUUGCAGCUUGUGUUGUUUGAUAUUAAGUCUGCGAGUUUUAGCAGAAUUUGAGAAACUGUUCCACUUGAUCUGUCAGAUUACCCCCAGAGUGUCUGCUGAUGUGCUUGGCUGUGGAGUCAGACUUUUGGACCCAGCUUUGCGAAGUUGACUGUAUUUGCUGGUUAUCCUGUAAAAUCAUUUUCAUCUGCUGCUUGAGUUCUGAAACAAGCCAGAACAGAAAUGAACUGUUUAUUUCGUAUUUGUCUUUGGUGUUGCAGCAGCAUUGCUAGAUUGAGACAUUGUCAAUAGUGUCGCAAUAAAAUCCAUUUUUUAUGG
Chelmon rostratus (copperband butterflyfish) is the source of this 3578-nucleotide messenger RNA. RefSeq names its product zinc finger protein 26-like. The transcript has 5 exons. The record is from RefSeq and is a predicted model, not a curated record. NCBI's taxonomy places the organism in Eukaryota, Metazoa, Chordata, Actinopteri, Chaetodontiformes, Chaetodontidae. Gene Ontology annotation, cellular component: nucleus. The coding region runs from base 541 to 2274 and encodes 577 amino acids.